Messenger RNA from Kluyveromyces marxianus DMKU3-1042, 534 nucleotides. RefSeq lists its product as uncharacterized. The coding region runs from base 1 to 534 and encodes 177 amino acids. The record is from RefSeq and is a predicted model, not a curated record. The transcript has a single exon. NCBI's taxonomy places the organism in Eukaryota, Fungi, Ascomycota, Saccharomycetes, Saccharomycetales, Saccharomycetaceae.
AUGCUCAGCUCGAGCUCUGUUGUGGCAGACACCAUUUCAUCCAUGAUAAUUAUUGACUAUGACGAAGAUUCAUUAACUGUUAUAGGACUUCCCGAAGAAGACCUUUUCAGAGAAUUCCCGGAUUUAGAUUUUACAGUAGACAUUAAUAUAGAGGGGGAAACAACUGUAGAAGAUGAAAGUAGUACGGAGUUUGACACAACUUCUCUAUGGAGUAGCGCAGAUUCAGAUUUGACAAGAACGGCGGAAAUUAGGCCACAGACCAGGGGUGAACUCAAUCUAGAUUCUGAUAAUGAUUGGCAUUUUGGUACGAUACCCUCAUAUUCCCUUCCUUCUCCUAACAUUCUCUCCUCAAAUGAAAUAUUUAGGACCACUAGAGGAAUACUUCCUAAUCAAAUCCACCAGAAUUAUGAACAAUUAUCACCUCUAGCGGUAGGAACCAGUCUGACAAUAAGCACUUCUUUGAACGAGCUCGGUAAUCAUCUAUUUCUGCACUUGCUGGAAAAUAAGGAAAAUACAGACAAUACUCACGUGUAG